Molecule: messenger RNA, 354 nt
Organism: Plasmodium gonderi
Lineage: Eukaryota; Apicomplexa; Aconoidasida; Haemosporida; Plasmodiidae
Product: selenoprotein
Exons: 3
Source: RefSeq, a predicted model, not a curated record
AUGAAUCAUAAAGGGGAAAAACAACAAAAUCAUGGGGAAUAUGAAAAUAUUUUAAAGGAUCGAAAAUUAAAGCAUGAGAAAUUGCGGAAAAAAAAUGCAGUGCAUAAUAAGUUUAUCGCACCAGUAGUUAACCUAAUAUAUAAUGUCACAAAAUUCCUGAAAACCAUUUUUAACAUACUAGCUAUUUUCUUGAAGACUUUAUUUGGAAUUUCCAAUGACUCUAAUACUUCUGGCGGAUGGAACAAUGGCGGUGAUGACAAUUUUCAUAAGAAAAAAAAAAUGGGUACUUUACAAAAAAGCAAAAUAAUGGAACUAAAAAAUUUGGGUACCUGUUUGGGCAGCACCUGAGGAUAA